AUGGCUAGUCCCAACGUUCUUACCUUUGAUCCUGAGGGUCGAGCGGUAGACUUUGAGGUCUGGGUAGAUGAUCUGCAGCUUUUCCUGCAGUGCGAUAGCAAACACGACCUCUCGCUUUUCGAUCUCACGUCUGGCGCCUCUACUGCCCCUGCUGCCGGUGCUAACAGUACUGUUUGCUCACAGUGGACCACACGCGAUGCGCCUGCUCGUCUUGCUGUGCGUAGUCACCUGCCGUCCACUGAGCGCGCGCAUUUUAGCCAGUACAAGACUGCUAAGACCUUGUACAACGCUGUAGUUGCACGCUACUCCUCCCCUACCACUGCUGCCCUUAGUCGCCUCAUACUGCCGUACCUGUUCCCUGACCUCGCCGCCUUUCCCACAGUCGCUGACCUCAUUACGCACUUCCGCACUAGUGACACCCGCUACCGCGGUGCCCAUCCUGCUGAGUUCUGCGCCAAGAACCACUCCCCCCCCAUGUACAUCACCCUCUACUUCAUAGUCACCCGGCUCCCUGACUCCCUUCGCUCGGUCAGGGACCACUUCCUCUCUGUUUGGCCCACCACACUCACCGUUGUCCUCCUCGAGGAGCGCCUCCUGGCAGGUGAGAAGAGUAUAGUUGCUAUAGGAGCCUCUCGUGGUGACCCUCGUGCCCCAUUCUUUGAGGGGUGUUCCCCGGUCCCCCUUUUGCCCUCUAUUGCCGAUUCUGCUGCUGUCGACCUCGUUGGCACCGAGUUGGUCGGCGCAGCGUCUGCCCCUAGCGGGAUGCACCGCAAUGGCAAGGGCAAGGAGGGCAAGGGUGUUGGGGGAGCGAGCGGGGGCGGUGGGGGCGGCGGAGGGGGUGGGGGUGGCAGUGGGAGUGGUGGCGGGGGUGGGGGCUCUAGUGGCGGUGGCGGAGGCGGCGGCGGCAGUGGCGGUGGGAGUGGAGGAGGCGGCGGUGGCGGCGGUGGCGGUGGCGCUGGUCGAGGUGGCUAUGUGCCGCGGGGAGGCUUCAGUGGUGGCCAGCGUUCGCAGCAGCAGCGCUCUCAUGAGACCCCGCCGCCCCAGCAGCUUCGUGAGUGGUACGCUGCGCGUCAGCGGUCUGGGGGUGUUGGUCCCUAUGCCUACGGCCUGCGCACUGGUGACCGCACUGGGGAGCCGUGCGGCGGGCAGCACACCACCCAGCGCUGCUUUGGCCGCCUGACUGGCGCCUGGCGUCUCCAGUUCCCUGAGGUCUCUAAGAUCCCUCGCUGGGGUGACUUGCUCAAGUCUGUUGUAGCUAUCUUUGAUCUUGACUAUGAUGCUAUUCUUGCUGCAAUGUAUGUUGUAUCUACUAGUGAGGAGGGUGAUUGUUACCUGUGUGUUCCGCCUGACCCGAGCAUUGCAGCUGCUGCUCUAGGUGCUCGCGAGUCUGCUGCUCCAAGUACUAGUGAGUCUGUUGCUCCAUGUACUGGUGAGUCUGCUCUCUCAGGUACCACGUCUGCGGCCCUGUCUGGCUCCCUCUCACGUCUUUACCUCCCCUCAUUCUCUACGAACUUGGUGAGUGGUGCUGACCUGCAGGAUGGGGGAGUUGACCAGUUCACUCCUGCGAGUUAG
Closterium sp. NIES-65 is the source of this 1572-nucleotide messenger RNA. Lineage: Eukaryota; Viridiplantae; Streptophyta; Zygnematophyceae; Desmidiales; Closteriaceae. The record is from the annotation of a GenBank genome assembly.